AUGAGUUCCACCGGCCUCAAGCAUUAUCAUGAUAAGAAUUACCCGGCAAAAAGAGCAGUUGAAGUUUACUUUUGUGAUGAUCGUUUCCCAUUAAUAAAUGAAAACAUGGAGUUUCCAAUGGAACAAAUUCAUAAAGACAUCGAUUCAGGAAUCGUGAAGGGAGAAACAUUGAUUGAUUUCAGUGUUACAGCCUCAGCAAACCAUCUUAUACCAGCCUGUAAUGGAUUCAAAGAUAUAUACGUGGUAGGAGUUAAUAAGGUCAACAUCAAUGAAUUUGAGAAAUGGCGUCAAAAUAAACAAGACGCUGUUAACUUCUCAUAUGGGGCGAAGGUUCAUCAUAAGCUAGAAGGAGGAAGAACUUCACUACUUUUCUCUGAGAGCCAAUAUUCCGUUAAACCUCCUUCAAGAGAAGCAUGGCACGUGAAGGAAGACAAAAUAAGACAAGCAAUUAAAGGAGUAAUACAAUGGGAUAUUUCUAACGACGAUCAGGUCCCUGUCGAUUUACCCCAAGCAGACUGUGUUCUCAGUCUAUAUCUACUGCAUGUUAUCAGCAAAGACAAAGAAGCCUUUCAGAGCAACCUGAAGAAAAUGACAUCCCGACUUAAAAUAGGGGGGAGCCUGUUACUAUUUUUAGCCACAAAUAUGACAUUUUAUAUAAUUGAUGAUCACAAGUUCUUUUUUUUAACAAUCGAUGAAGAUUUUAUGAAGCAGGCUGUAAUUAAUGCUGGUUUUGUCAUUGAAAAGUGGAAUGUAUUGCCUAGCAAAAAAAACUGUGACCUGGUUGAUUAUGAUUCCAUAAUUCAUGUAAGAUGUCGCAAGGAAAGAAAUGCUUAA
This is a messenger RNA of Pelobates fuscus (common spadefoot toad), 834 nucleotides long. RefSeq names its product nicotinamide N-methyltransferase-like. Bases 1 to 834 code for a protein of 277 amino acids. NCBI's taxonomy places the organism in Eukaryota, Metazoa, Chordata, Amphibia, Anura, Pelobatidae. The transcript is spliced from 4 exons. The record is from RefSeq and is a predicted model, not a curated record. Gene Ontology annotation, cellular component: cytosol. Gene Ontology annotation, molecular function: N-methyltransferase activity.